Molecule: messenger RNA, 2729 nt
Organism: Anolis carolinensis (green anole)
Lineage: Eukaryota; Metazoa; Chordata; Lepidosauria; Squamata; Anolidae
Gene: anapc2
Product: anaphase promoting complex subunit 2
Exons: 13
Coding region: 68-2497 (809 amino acids)
Biological process (GO): ubiquitin-dependent protein catabolic process; metaphase/anaphase transition of mitotic cell cycle; protein K11-linked ubiquitination
Cellular component (GO): anaphase-promoting complex
Molecular function (GO): ubiquitin protein ligase binding
Source: RefSeq, a predicted model, not a curated record
GGAGAGCUCCGCCUCCUCUUCUCCGCUCAACGGCCGCCUCAGAACGGAGCCCGCCUCCUCCGCCGGGAUGGCCUUCUCCGCCGCCUGGCGCGCCCUCAGCACGGGCCUGGUCCCGCCCGCCGCCCUGGGCCUGGCGCUGGCUCCGGAGCCGGCAGACGUCCCAUUGGAGGAGGACCUUCACGCGGCGGUGGAGGUGCUGAGGGCCCACGGCCUUCACUCGGCGCUGGAGGAGUGGUUCCUGGAGGUGCUGCAGAUGGACCUGCAGACGCGCAUCUCCCCCGAGUUCUGGAGCGGGGUGUCCCAGUGCGAGAACACGGCCGAGGAGGCGCAGUCCUCGCUCCUGAUGCUGGACGCCUUCUCCCUCCUCUGGCGCCGGCUGGAGCCCUACCUGCGCAGCCUGGCCCUGAUGGAGGGCUGGACUCAGGAGGGCCUGCUCCUCGGGACGGGAGCCCAGCCGCUCAGGGCCAAGGUGCACAGCCUGCUGCGGGCCGUCCUCUUCUUCAGCACCCCCCACGGCUUUGGGGAGAUGGUCCGGCAGUUCUACGGCCGCAGCUUCAAGAUCUACAUGUGGCGGAAGAGGAGCCGCGAGUCCAGGACAUCUGAGGGGGAGAGCGGCAUGAGCGAGGACCACCAGGCGGAGAGCGAGGAGGAGGAGGAGGGCUUGGGGGUGCCCCCCAGGACGGGGAGCCAGUGCGCUGGGUGCGGGUGCCAGAGGGAGCGCUGCUGGUGCCUUACGGCCGUGGAGCACUUCCAGCAACUCAACAGUAUUCUCCAGAGGCUUAAUCUACUGGAGCUGGUCAGUGCGGAUGCCGUUACCAGCAUCCUGCACCAGAUGAUUGAGGAGCGGAUGGAGCGGAGGUGCCAGGGGGAGUACGAGCGCUCCUUCCUCAGCGAGUUCCAUGAGUGGAUCGAGAAGGUGAUUGGCUGGCUCAGCCAGGUCUUCCUCCAGAGUGACAGCGGCACCUCUCCCAGCCCUGAAGCCAACCGCACCUUCAAGCGCUGGCGCUGCCACGUCCAGAUGUUCUUUUACCGCCAGUAUGCCAGCAUGCGCAUUGAGGAGCUCUUCAGCAUCAUCCGAGAUUUCCCAGAGUCAAAACCGGCCGUGGAAGACCUGAAGUACUGCCUGGAGAGGACCAGCCAGCGGCAGCAGCUCCUCAGCUCCCUGAAAAGUGCCCUGGAAACGCGGCUCCUCCAUCCCGGGGUGAGCACGUCUGACAUCAUCACCCUCUACAUCUCCGCCAUCAAAGCCCUGCGGGAACUGGACCCUUCCAUGGUGAUCCUGGAGGUGGCCUGCGAACCCAUCAGGAAGUACUUGCGAACCAGGGAAGAUACAGUGCGACAGAUCGUGGCCGGCCUCACAGGUGAGGCCGAAGGGUCCAGCGACUUGGCCAGCGAACUCUCCAAGGCUGAUCCGGUGACCCUGGAGAACGGCCAGGAGAGCGAAGACGACGCCUCCGAUCCAGAGGACUGGGUGCCAGACCCUGUCGAUGCCGACCCAGGCAAGUUGAGUUCCAAGCGCCGCUCUUCAGACAUCAUCAGCCUCCUGGUCAGCAUCUAUGGCAGCAAAGAUCUCAUCAAUGAGUACCGCAAUCUGUUGGCUGACCGGCUGUUGCACCAGUUCUCUUACAGCACAGAAAGAGAAAUCCGAAACGUAGAACUGAUGAAGCUGCGUUUUGGGGAGGCCCAGAUGCAUUAUUGCGAGGUCAUGUUAAAAGACAUGGCCGACUCCCGACGCAUCAACGCCAACAUCCGGGACGAGGAGCAGAAGCUCCCCGAGGAGGAGAGGCCCCUCUUCGACCUCACGGCCACUAUUUUGUCCAGCGAGUUCUGGCCGCCGCUGAAGGAGGAGAAGCUGGAGCUGCCCGAGGAGAUCAAGGAGGCCAUGGAGGCCUACUCCAAGAAGUACGAGAAGCUCAAGGCUAUGCGGACCUUAAACUGGAAGCCCCAUUUGGGGCUGGUGAACCUAGAGGUGGAGCUGGCAGACCGGACCCUGGCCCUCUCCGUCUCCUCCGUCCAUGCCGCCAUCAUCCUCCACUUCCAAAGCAAGGAGGUCUGGACCCUGGAGGAGCUGAGCGAGGUGCUGAAGGUGCCAGAAACCCCCCUGCGGCGCAAGAUGACCCUGUGGGUGCAGCAGGGGGUGCUGCGGGAGGAGCCCCCCGGCACCUUCACGGUCAUCGAGGAGCAGCAGAAGGACCGGGCCGAGAAGGUGGUCCUGAUUGACAGCGACGAGGAGGGGGACUCCGCCACCGCCUCCCAGGCCGACCAGAAGGAAGAGGAGCUGCAGGUAUUCUGGGCCUACAUCCAGGCCAUGCUGACCAACCUAGAGAGCCUCUCGCUGGAGCGCAUCCACAGCAUGCUCAAGCUCUUUGUGAUGACGGGACCCAUGGUGACCGAGCCCGACCUCCAGGAGCUGCAGGGCUUCCUCCAGAAGAAGGUCCGGGACCAGCAGCUCACCUACACGGGGGGCGUCUAUCGCCUGCCCAAGAGCGGCACCUGAGUAAGAACCCCCUUUGGAGACCCUCUUGGUGGGAGAGGAAGGGUCAGUGGCGUGCCCACGGUGUAUUCCUGCAGCCCAGUGGGCUUAGCAGCUCUGGGGACCCCUCAGGUAUGGGAGGCAACUGAGCAGGGGGAAGGACUGGGGUGUCAACAUUUGGGACUUAUUGCACAAAGCAUUUGCUUCUUUUCUUGUCUUUGUUUACAAUACAAUGCCUUGCAUUUUGUCACCUGAA